Messenger RNA from Pararge aegeria (speckled wood butterfly), 1023 nucleotides. RefSeq lists its product as uncharacterized. The record is from RefSeq and is a predicted model, not a curated record. The coding region runs from base 228 to 821 and encodes 197 amino acids. Lineage: Eukaryota; Metazoa; Arthropoda; Insecta; Lepidoptera; Nymphalidae. The transcript is spliced from 3 exons.
CGGCGCCCAUUGUCGGCAUCGGCAAGGAACAGGAUCCUUCGGCAUCCUACAUGCAAGCGCACACUGAUGGAAACUAUGCUUUGGCAUGCUGCAACGUUCUUAGGGAUGACGAGGCGUCCUUUAGCAUGCCGCACCGUCCUGUAGCUUGCCGAAGCGUCUCAAUAUCGUAUUUCUCGUCAAAACAGUUUCAGAGUUGUUACAAGCUAGUUGUGUGAGUUGUAUUUAAUAUGGUGGACUGGGAUCUAGUGCUCAUAGCAGCUCUUGCUGAAGAAGAAGAGAAAUCUAAUCAAUCAAGAAGAUUUUGGGUGAACAACCUUUGGAAGCAACGAUAUACGUCCGGUGAAUUCAACAAUUUAUUCAAUGAUUUGCGUUAUGACGUGCGAAAAUUUUAUGACUACUAUAGAAUGAGUUAUGAAAAUUUUGAAAGUCUGGUUCAUUUGCUUCGACCUUUCAUGGAGAAAAAACAAUCAAAUUUUCGCACACCUAUAUCUGUUGAAGAAAGAUUGUCUGUGUGCUUGAGGUUUUUAAUCACAGGAGUCAGUUUCAAAACUUUAGCAUUCAAUUACCGAAUGGGAUUUAGUACAGUUCGUUGUAUAGUCCAUGAAACCUGCCGUGUAAUCUGGAAUAUUCUUGGCCGUAUCGUUCUGCCAAAACCAACAACAGCACAAUGGAAGAUAAUUGCUAAAGACUUUGAUGAAAUAUGGAAUUUUCCAAAUUGUAUUGGUGCCAUAGAUGGCAAGCACUUCAAGAUACGAGCUCCAAAUAAUAGUGGAACAAACAACCGAUACACGCAGUGGUUACCUCGAUUGUGUUGUGUGUGAGUCAAAUGAUUCAAAUGGCGGAUGCCUCCCCUCGCCCCGCAGGGCAAGCUAUCCCCGAGUGGUGCCUCGGCGCCGGCGGGUACCGAAGGAUGCCGAAGGAUGCCGAAGCAUCCCGAAGCAUUCUUAAGGCUGCCGAUACAGCAGCCUCAAGCAUACCGAAGCGGUAUUUUUGUUAUUACGACCAUAUAUAAUGGAAAUUUCU